AUGUUAGAAAUAAAUAGUCACUAUGGUGGUGAUGAAGACACAGAACUAACUAACGAUGAAGGUAAUAAUUCAUAUCAACCAUUUAAUGAAACAGAAGAUGGUAAUGGUGGUGAUAUUAAUAUUCAAGAUGUAAUGCCACCAAGACAGAAAAAAACACUUCUUGCUCAAUUUAUACCAACUUCUGGUGAUUACAACGCAUUAACCUCUGUAUUUAUGGAUAAUUUAGCAAAUUUUGCUUUAAUGGUUGAACUUUUAGUUUUUGUUUUUGGUAUGCCAAGGGAUUUAGUUACAAAAUAUUUUAUACCAGGACCAGCAUUUGCAAUUAUGAUUGGUAGUCUUUCAUUAUCAGCAUAUGCAAUUUAUUUAGAUCGUAAUGAAAAGAGACCAAAUAUUCUUUAUACUGCAAUUCCACUUGGUUUAGAUACACCAAGUACAAUAGGUUUACCAUUAUUAGUUUGUGGACCAGCAUUUUUAGCAGCAAAAGCAGCUGGUAUGUCAGAUGCAGAUGCAACUUAUGAUUCAUGGAUUGUUGGUUGUGCAACAGUUUUCUUAAUUGGUUGUUUUAAAUUAGCAAUGUCAGUUUUAAGUUUUACAACUAGACAAUUCCAUGCUGUUGGUAAAGCAUCAGCAUUGGCUGGUAUUGGCCUUGCUUUACUUGGUUUAGAUCAAAUUUUAGUAAUUUUUGAAGAACCAGUUGUUGGUUUAUUAAUUUUUUUUUUUUUUUUUUUUUUUUUUUUUAUAUAUUUUAUAAAUUUAGAUGGACAUAACAAACAAGGUAAAAUUUUAGGAGUUGAUUUACCAUUUAAUUUAUCAGGUGUAUUGGUUUCAUGUGUUAUUGGUACAGUUUUAUUUUAUUUUAUGACAGGUGUUGGAAUUUCAGUUUCAGAUAUGCCAACCAAUGUAUUUAGUGAUUAUUAUGUUUCAUAUCCACAUCCAUCAAAUAUAUUUAAAGCAAUUAAAAGAGCAAUCACUCAAAACAUUUCAAUUGUAAUUCCAUAUGCAAUUUUAGUUAAUAUUAGUUCAGUAUCAGUUAUUGAUGGUGCACGUUCAAUUGGUAAUCAAUAUGGUUUUAAAUGGGUACUUUUAAUUGACUCGAUCUCAACGAUUAUUGGUAGUUUAUUUGGUUGUGGUGUAACUCAAACUACACCAUACAUUGGUCAUUUAGUGUAUCAUAAUAAAUUUAAAGCAGGAUCAAGUUAUUCGACUAUCAGUGGUUUGGUUAUUGGUUUAGGUGGUUUCUUUGGUUAUUUAGGUUUACUUACAAAUAUUUUACCAAAACCAGCAAUUUUACCAAUUUUCAUUUUCAUUUGUUUUGAAAUUUGUUAUGAAACACUUCACAAUACUAAAGGAAUUAAAGCACAUCAUUCAAUUGCAAUCAUUUGGGCAUUCUUCCCAUCACUAUUCCAAUUUGCAUUCAUUAUCAUUGGUCAAAUAUCACCAAUUUUAGCCAAUGCCGUAGUUAAUCCAGAAAUGGUUCAAGAGCAAUUUGGUCUAUCUUUUACUGUAGUUCAAAAAAUUGGUACAAUUAUGAUAUUAGCAAAUGGAUUUAUUUGUACUGCUUUAUUUUGGGGUACUGCUUUAGCAUUUGUUUUAGAGAAUAGAUUAAAGAAAGCUUCAAUAUUUUUAGCAAUUUGUGCAAUUUUAACUUUCUUUGGUGUAAUUCAUUCAGUAGAUCCAAAUGCAGAAGUUUACCUUCCAUGGAAUAUUCCUUCCUCUCCAACUGGUUACUCAAAUAUACCAUAUCAUUGGUCAGCUUCUUAUUUAUUAAUUGCAGCUAUAACAUUUGGUUUUUCAUUCAUUAAAACUCAUGAAAUUGAUCAUCCACCAACUAUUCAUACUGAAGAAGAAGAUGAUCAUAAUAAAAAACAAUCGACAAAAUCUGCUUUAAAUAAAUUUAAAUUCUGGAAAUCAAAUCAAAAUGAAAGUUAUCUUUCAUAUUCAAAUGAAAUUCAAUCCCCUCUUUUAUAA
Molecule: messenger RNA, 1968 nt
Organism: Dictyostelium discoideum AX4
Lineage: Eukaryota; Evosea; Eumycetozoa; Dictyosteliales; Dictyosteliaceae
Exons: 4
Coding region: 1-1968 (655 amino acids)
Source: RefSeq, a predicted model, not a curated record